UUCGUCUGCAAAAACAACGUCGGAUUCGUGUUUGUUAUUCUCUCGAGGCUCUCCUCCGGGGCGGAAAAGAUGCUUCGUCAUGCACUGCUAAGAAUUCAAGCACCCUCGGCAGCCGCAGUGUCGGCAAGGGGCAAGAGCUCAGCGGCUGGAAAGGGCCACUCGAUCAGCUGGUCCACGGGUGAAGUACAGCACCCAGCCCCUCCAGACUGCCCUGUGGGGAACAAGGGAGACUACCCACAGCAACUACCAGAUGGAAGUUUGCAGUAUUUUGGAUUCCAGUAUUACCCAAGAUACCCAGGCCAGGUUGACCCAGCCUAUGACCCCGCACCUUUGCACUUGGUCACGAGAGUGAGAUGCCUUAAGAGAAAGCCAUGGUGGGAUGUUAUGAUCAUGAAGCAAUUAGGGCUUGACAAAAAGAGGAGUGAUGUUACAGUGGUAAAGAAUAACCCAGAAAACAACGCAAAGCUUUGGAAAGUGAAGCACUUGGUGAAAAUAACUCCCCUGAGAAUUCAAGACAACUUACCAGAAGAUGCAGAUCCAGCAAGUUGUUUCUUGAAGGAAACUGGAGAAUUCAUAUACUCCCCCCACAUCAAGGUGGAUGAAAAAGCACUUGAGGAGGAUGAAACAGUAACGGCUACAAAAUGGAGUCAGAAGUUUAUUGACAAGGAGACACGCAAAAACUGGCAACAUCCCUGGCAAUUAAAGCUUUGUUAGCUGCUAGAGAUUUGCUUAGUACGAAGUAGAUUGUCUGGGACGUAUUCCAUGUAACAAAAUUAAGUUAGUUUCAGAUAUAAACAACUUGAAAAGCAUUUGUUUGAUAUUUCAUUAAAAAGAUGUAAUAGGAUUGAUGUUGCAACAUUUUAUAUUCUGAUUUAGAAUUUAUUUGAAUUAUUUGCCAUGAAUUGUUAGAUUAUCUAUCCCUCUUCUGUUUAGGUAACAAUGUCAUUUGGCUACAGUCAGUUUUGGCAAUGCCUAGAGUAGGGAGUACCAAUGUACUGACUGAAAUAGGCACUUUGUAUGAAAAAAAAAGAAUAUUCAGUACCAUAUGAAAAAUAAAUGUACAUAUUGUAAAUUGAAGAUUUCGUAAAUAAACAGCCUUAAUGGA
Penaeus chinensis is the source of this 1105-nucleotide messenger RNA. RefSeq names its product 39S ribosomal protein L30, mitochondrial-like (gene mRpL30). Gene Ontology annotation, biological process: translation. Lineage: Eukaryota; Metazoa; Arthropoda; Malacostraca; Decapoda; Penaeidae. Bases 70 to 714 code for a protein of 214 amino acids. The record is from RefSeq and is a predicted model, not a curated record. The transcript is spliced from 5 exons. Gene Ontology annotation, molecular function: structural constituent of ribosome. Gene Ontology annotation, cellular component: mitochondrion; large ribosomal subunit.